Molecule: messenger RNA, 1366 nt
Organism: Musa acuminata AAA Group (dessert banana)
Lineage: Eukaryota; Viridiplantae; Streptophyta; Magnoliopsida; Zingiberales; Musaceae
Product: transcription factor MYB61-like
Exons: 3
Coding region: 2-1102 (366 amino acids)
Source: RefSeq, a predicted model, not a curated record
AAUGGGAGGGCACUCCUGCUGCCACAAGCAGAAGCCAAGAAAAGGCCUCUGGUCUCCUGAGGAAGAUGAGAAGCUCAUCAAGCACAUUAACAAGUAUGGCCAUGGGUGUUGGAGCACUGUCCCUAAUCAAGCAGGUCUUCAAAGGUGUGGAAAGAGCUGCAGAUUGAGGUGGAUCAACUACCUGAGGCCUGACCUCAAGAGAGGUACAUUCUCACAGCAGGAGGAGGACCUCAUCAUCGAACUCCAUGCAGUCCUGGGAAACAGAUGGUCAAAGAUUGCAGCACAUUUGCCGGGGAGGACGGAUAACGAGAUCAAGAAUUUGUGGAAUUCCAGCAUCAAGAAGAAGCUAACACAGAGAGGUAUCGACCCCAGUAGCCACAAGCCACUUGUCAAGGUUGAUGGUGGUGAUGAUGAUAAGGUGGCCAGCAACAGCGACAAGAAUUCUGACUCCAGCGAUCUCCAGUCGGUGAUUGAUAAGUCCAUGGAUGAGAGCAGCACCUUGAAGAAAGAAAUAUUCUUGGACCAGUUCCUCACGAGUUCAUCAAGCUGCUGUUCUUCCAAUUCAAUGGGUUAUCUCCCUUUUCCACAGGUAAGCUUUGCUCCUGACUACAGCAGCAGCAGUCAGGCGACUUCCAUCACGAUCAACUCGAAUCCACUCUUCUGGUUGAACUGCAAUGCAAUAUCCACCCCAAUCACAACUCUUUCGACUUCCAUGGCUCUGCCACCAAGCUAUGAAGAAGAAGAUGAUACAAUCCCUGGCUGGUACACUGGCAACCGGAAAAGCGUAAAUGAUGGUGGUCGCAUCAUGCUGCAGAGCACUUGCUCCUUCGACAGUGGCGUCUUCUCCUGCUCAGAAUUGACAUCUGAGAAAGAUGUGCAAGCCCACCUCGGAGACGAGAUGGAGGACCUCAAAUGGUCAGAGUACCUUCACGGUGCAUUCCAAAGCCAACCCAUGUAUGGUGACAUCAAGACAGGAAACCAAUCCCCCAUGAACACUGUGAGUUCUUUGUACCAGAACCAGCAACUGCGGCAGGAGUUGCAAGCUUCAGACAUCCAUGGCAAGAGGUUCCACUCUGUAUCUCUGGGCUUUGAGCAUCUAUAGAUUGGGAAAAGAUCAGAACGACAAAAAGGAGUUCUGCUCUCAACAGACAAAUCAACUUACAAAGCUUGAGCAGUAAAAUUCUUCGAAGUCAUAGAGCAUGCAUACCUUAUACUUCUUUUCUCGUUCAUCUAGGGCUGAUGAUAUACAAAUUCUAUCAGCUCUUCAUCCUUGCAUAUUCUGUGGAGCGUCAAAAACAAAAGCUUGUAGUAACCAGUGUCUUUCACUUUAUUCUUAUAUAUCCUUGCUUUCAUGGCUUUGCAAUCA